AAUGACCCGAGUAACAUGUCGCUGGUGAAGGAGACGGUGGACAGGCUCCUGAAGGGCUACGACAUCCGCCUCAGACCCGAUUUUGGAGGCCCCCCGGUGGCUGUGGGGAUGAACAUUGACAUCGCCAGCAUCGAUAUGGUGUCGGAAGUCAACAUGGAUUACACCUUGACCAUGUACUUCCAGCAAGCCUGGAGGGACAAGCGGCUGUCCUACAACGUGAUACCCUUGAACUUGACCUUGGACAACAGAGUGGCAGACCAGCUGUGGGUGCCCGACACCUACUUCCUGAACGACAAGAAGUCGUUCGUCCACGGUGUGACGGUGAAGAACCGCAUGAUCCGCCUGCACCCAGACGGCACGGUCCUGUACGGCCUCAGAAUCACAACCACGGCUGCCUGCAUGAUGGACCUGAGACGGUACCCACUGGACGAACAAAACUGCACGCUGGAAAUCGAGAGCUAUGGGUACACCACCGAUGACAUUGAGUUUUACUGGCGAGGCGACGACAACGCCGUCACCGGUGUCACGAAGAUCGAGCUCCCGCAGUUCUCCAUUGUGGACUACAAGCUCAUCACCAAGAAGGUGGUGUUCUCCACGGGUUCCUAUCCCAGACUGUCCCUCAGCUUUAAGCUGAAGAGAAAUAUCGGCUACUUCAUCCUGCAAACGUACAUGCCCUCCAUCCUGAUCACCAUUCUCUCCUGGGUCUCCUUCUGGAUUAAUUACGAUGCCUCAGCAGCUCGUGUGGCAUUAGGAAUCACAACUGUCCUUACAAUGACCACCAUCAAUACCCACCUCCGGGAAACCCUCCCUAAAAUCCCCUAUGUGAAGGCCAUUGACAUGUACCUCAUGGGGUGCUUUGUCUUCGUGUUCAUGGCCCUGCUGGAGUAUGCGCUGGUCAACUACAUCUUCUUCGGGAGAGGACCCCAACGCCAGAAGAAAGCAGCCGAGAAGGCUGCCAGCGCCAACAGUGAGAAGAUGCGCCUGGACGUCAACAAGAUUUUUUAUAAAGAUUUUAAACCAAAUGGGACCCAAUAUCCGUCCUUGUGGGACCCCACUGGAAACCUCUCCCCAGCUAGACGGACUACCAAUUACGAUUUCCCUCUCUAUACGAUGGACCCUCAUGAGAAUAUCCUACUGAGCACCCUUGAGAUCAAGAACGAGAUGGCCACCUCCGACGCGGUGAUGGGCCUGGGGGACCCCCGGAGCACCAUGCUGGCCUACGACGCCUCCAGCAUCCAGUACCGGAAAGCCGGCCUGCCCAGACACAGUUUUGGCCGAAACGCGUUGGAGCGACACGUGGCGCAGAAGAAGAGCCGGCUGCGGCGACGGGCCUCCCAGCUGAAGAUCACCAUCCCCGACUUGACUGAUGUGAACGCCAUUGACCGGUGGUCCCGCAUCUUCUUCCCGGUGGUUUUUUCUUUCUUCAACAUCGUCUACUGGCUUUAUUACGUGAACUAAAACAUGGCCUUCCCCCGCCACCACCCCCCCGGGAAGCAAAGACUAGAUCCCUCCUCACCACAGUUGUACAGACUGACGUAGGACUUGGAAAACACAUCAAUCCAGGACAACAAUGAUGCAAAAAUACCUUAGUUGCUGGCCUCUCCCGUGGUCCAUUCCAUAACCAUCCGGGUUGCUUCCGCUAAGUGACGGACGGACCAGGUCCCUGAGGUUUUCCACUUGCAAACACAAGGGAUAGGUGCCUCCGCUGGCCAGAGCGAGCCGGAAGG
Messenger RNA from Dipodomys ordii (Ord's kangaroo rat), 1727 nucleotides. RefSeq names its product gamma-aminobutyric acid (GABA) A receptor, beta 2 (gene Gabrb2). The coding region runs from base 16 to 1458 and encodes 480 amino acids. NCBI's taxonomy places the organism in Eukaryota, Metazoa, Chordata, Mammalia, Rodentia, Heteromyidae. The record is from RefSeq and is a predicted model, not a curated record. Gene Ontology annotation, biological process: chemical synaptic transmission; signal transduction; regulation of membrane potential. Gene Ontology annotation, cellular component: neuron projection; synapse; GABA-A receptor complex. The transcript is spliced from 9 exons. Gene Ontology annotation, molecular function: GABA-A receptor activity; extracellular ligand-gated monoatomic ion channel activity; neurotransmitter receptor activity.